AAUUUGUCGUGAAGUACACUACCCACGGACACAUGAUGAAUGGCUUACUUUCUCAGACUCGGAAGAAGAUUGAUUCUAAAAGACAACGCAGCAACUCGGAAGAUUUAGGCAGAAUGAAGCAUACAUUCUUUGCAACAUCGAGCGUAUUGCCUCUUAUAAUCGUCUUAGCGCUACAAACAGUAAUCGUGACGGGCAAGAAUUCAGAACACUUUGCAGACAUUGCCGAUUCAUCAUGGGCAUUAUUCGACAAUUGCCAACAGCUUGGCACGAAGAUUAACAAUGGGCAACUCAAAAUAUAUGGCCAAGACAUUGAGGACAACCUCGUAGACCUAGCGAAUGCCGUGAGCGAUGCCGUAGGGUCUCUUCUAAUCAUGGAAGACUCCGGAGAUGCUUUAUUUCGAAGGUUUAAAUGGCAGAUUCAUGAAAUUAUUGAUAUUUUCAACGAUAUCGAAGGAAAACCAGACGGGAAAACUAUCGAAGAUAUUAUGAAUCGACUGGAGAGCAUUUCAACUUUAGCAGAAAACGUGGGAAUACGUAUAAAGGAUGCCAGAAUAAGAAUGGAAAGAGUCGUCAAUUUGAAAAAAUGGACGCUAAAUUCUCUUCGCAAUGGUCAACGUGAAGGUAGUAAUGCUCUUGUACAAGAUCGCGCUCGCUUCAAUAGCUGGAUUCUGUGGGUAAUUGACAUAUUAACUGGCAGAGCGGCAACACGCGAACUGAGGCAAGGUCAGUUAAAUGAGGCGCUCCUACAAAUCGGGAAUACCAUAAAGGUUAUAAACAAUAUGAAUGGCCAUGUCGCAAAAAUUUCGAGAAAUCUAAACAGGUUUGCAGAAAGCAUAACGCAAUUGAAAGCGGAUCUAAGCGAAUCAAUCGCACAUGAAAGACCCUCAAGGGCUAUGUUGGAGUUUUUGACCGAUACUUUAGAAGAUGCUAGAAAAAAGUACGCGGCUUUUAAAAACUGA
Molecule: messenger RNA, 959 nt
Organism: Paraglomus brasilianum
Lineage: Eukaryota; Fungi; Glomeromycota; Glomeromycetes; Paraglomerales; Paraglomeraceae
Source: the annotation of a GenBank genome assembly